Rhipicephalus sanguineus (brown dog tick) is the source of this 1221-nucleotide messenger RNA. Its product is annotated as alcohol dehydrogenase class-3. NCBI's taxonomy places the organism in Eukaryota, Metazoa, Arthropoda, Arachnida, Ixodida, Ixodidae. The transcript is spliced from 10 exons. Gene Ontology annotation, cellular component: cytosol. The record is from RefSeq and is a predicted model, not a curated record. The coding region runs from base 73 to 1221 and encodes 382 amino acids. Gene Ontology annotation, biological process: formaldehyde catabolic process. Gene Ontology annotation, molecular function: S-(hydroxymethyl)glutathione dehydrogenase [NAD(P)+] activity; zinc ion binding.
GUCGGAGAGCAAGCACCCCUUUUUUGCUUUCCUGUGCAACGCUCAAGCGACCGCGACCACACCGGCCCCGCCAUGUCGAUGGACCCAAUUGACGCCACGCAAGGCAUGCCCAUCUACUGCCGGGCGGCCGUUGCAUGGGAGCCCUCGGAACCCCUGAGCAUCGAGACAGUCGAGGUGGGAGUGCCCAGGCAGGGAGAAGUGCGGGUGAAGAUUCUGCACACGGGCACGUGCCACGUCGACUCGAACACCCUCGAAGGCCUGGACCCGGACAGGGUCUUUCCUUGCAUCUUAGGCCACGAAGGCGCCGGUGUCGUUGAGAGCGUCGGGCCUAAAGUGACACGCUUCAAGCACGGAGAUCACGUGAUCCCCCUGUCCACGCCCCAGUGCAAGGAGUGCCGCUACUGCAAGAACCCGCGUACGAACUUGUGUUCGAAGAUCAGGACGACCCAGGACCGAGGCUUGAUGCCGGAUGGCACAGCACGGUUCAUGUGCCAGGGUCACCGCAUCUACCACUUUAUGGGCAUCAGUACCUUCUGCGAGUACACCGUGGUCUCCGAGUAUUCGCUCUGCAAGAUAAACAUGGCGGCACCGCUGGACAAGGUGUGGCUUCUGGCGUGCGCCGUGCCGCGCGGCUACGGCGCCGCCCUCAACGCGGCCAAGAUCACCAAGGAGAGCCGGGUGGGCAUCUGGGGGCUGGGGGCAGCCGGCCUCUCGGUCGCCAUGGGAGCCAAGGAGCGGGGCGCCAGGACCAUCAUCGGCGUCGACAUCAACGAGUCCAAGUUCCAGCGAGCCAAGGAGUUCGGCUGCACCGAGUGCGUGAACCCGAACACGCUGCCCAAGCCCGUGGUGCAGUACAUGGCCGAGAAGAUGAACGGCGGGCUGGACUUCACAUUCGAAUGCAUCGGCAACGUCUACACUAUGAGGGAGGCCCUGGAGGCGUGUCACGCUGGCUGGGGAGAGUCCGUCAUCCUUGGCGCCGCGCCCACAGACAAGUUGCUCACCACGCUGCCCUCGCAGCUCACCGCCGGCAGGACUUGGCGAGGAUGCGUCUUCGGAGGUUGGAAGAGUGUUGACCAGGUGCCUCAGCUCGUGGACCUCUACAUGAACAAGAAGUUGAAGCUGGACGAGCUCAUAACGCACAGGCUGCACCUGGAGAGAAUCAACGACGCCUUCGCGCUCAUGCAGGGAGGUCUUUGCAUCCGCGCCGUCAUCAGUUUCUAA